UGCCCGCCCCCGCUCCCGCUCGUGUCCCCGCCCGUCCGGGGCGGUCCCGCCGUGACGCGCUCCCGGUUCCUGCGGCGAUGCCGGGGGAGGCGGUCACGCUGCAGCUCGGUCACUAUUCGGGCUGCGUGGGGGCGCACUGGUGGGGGCUGCAGGCCGCCGCGCUCCGCAGCCCGGCCGAGCCCGCCGAGCUCCGCGCGGCCGCGCUGCUCCGCUUCGGGCGGGGCCCGGGCGGCCCCGAGACCCCCGCACCGCGGCUGGUGGCGCUGGAGCUGAAAGGCGGCGUGGGCUCGCUCAGAGCCGACGGGGCGGGCACGGAGCCGCCGCUGACCUGGGACGGGCCCGUGGCCGAUUACCGGGACUGCGCGCCGGGGGACACCGGGAGCCGCAGGGGAGACGCUGCCGGCGACGGGAAGGGGAAUCCCGGUGCUGCGAGGACAGGUGCAGCUCCUGCGGGCUCCGUGCGGCUCUGGUCCGAUUACCUCAACGUGCACCUGCACCCCAAAAGUGUCUACGUGAUCCGGCAGUACCUGCACGAUGGGGAUUGUGACUCUCUCGAAGCCUUUGGGCAAGGUGAGAGGCUCCUGCAGGACCCUGCCUGUGUUGAGGAGCUGGAAGAUCGGCUGCACUUCUAUGUUGAGGAGUGUGAUUACCUCCAGGGGUUUCAGGUCCUGUGUGACCUUCACAAUGGGUUCUCUGGAGUUGGUGCCAAGGUGACAGAGCUGCUCCACGAUGAGUAUUCACGGAAAGGGAUCCUGACCUGGGGCCUGACUCCAGUCCUGAGUGCUGUGGCUGACCCUCAGAACAGUUUUUACAGACUGAUGAACACGGCCCUGGGCAUUGCCCACCUCUCUCGUCACAGCUCUCUCUUCUGUCCGCUGUCACUCAGUGGGAGUUUGGGAAUCAAGCCAGAACCUCCUGUGACGUUUCCAUACAUAAAAUACGAGCCAUCCCUGAACUACCACAGCAGCGCGAUUUUGGCAGCGGCACUCGACACCCUCACGGCUCCCUACCGCCUCUGCUCCUCCCAGGGCUCCAUGAUGCACUUUGCUGACUCCCUCACCUUCUCUGGGAGGAAGGUUGUGGCUGCGUGGGCAGCUCUUCCCUUCCCUGCCUUACCUGGCUCCUCGCUCCCCGAAAUUUUAAGUGCCCACCAGCAGGAUGUGCCCUGGAAGCUUCUGUCCUCAUGGAAGGAGCAAAAGGUCAGCUGCUGUUUUGCUCAGUCUGUUGUGCUACGAGGAAUUUGCCAAGAGAAACCCACCAGCUGCCCAGGCCAGCCCCGGUCCCCCCUGCACCGGUGUGAGAGCCCCGAGGAGGUGCUCCAGCAGUUCCUCCACACCCAGUUCCCAGGAGCCUUCAGCACAGCCCACGUGCUCCAGCAGCCCUGUGACACCCGGCCUCCCUUCCCCCAGUUCUUCUCUCCUCUCCUGACCAGACGAGGUUUCCUCCUGGACAAAGCUCAGGGCUAUUCCUCAGCAGGUGUUGAGAGCAUUCCUGUGCUGGCAGCCCUGCAGAGCUCCCCUGGCCUGCACUCGCUGCUCUCGGGGCUGUGCCGGGAGCUGCAGGCGCCGAGCGCGCGGCGCUGGAGCAGCUCCAGCACGGCUGGGCUGGAACAGGACGACUUCCAGGAGGCCCUGGAGGAGCUAAAAACCCUGGCCCAGUGCUAUGAGAUGGGGUUUGGAGCAGAUGGAUCUGAGGAUGAAGCAGACUCAGACUAAACCAGCUUUAAGAUCACUCCCAAAAUAAAGGGAAUGGUUUUGGAGAUGGCCCAGCUGCUUCUCAUUUCACCAAAAAUCUUCUUACUUCUGGCCUGAGUUCUCCAGGUACUCACAGCUGUGUUGCAAAGGAGGAGAGCUGCUUUUUUGGGGGCUGAUUUUAUGUAUUCUGCUUGGGUUUUUUCAGCUGUGCAAAGUGGAUUUGCUCUGCCCAUUCAAAUAAGCUCACACAAUAAAUAAGGAAUUCAGAUUGUAACUAUCUCACAUAGAAACUGCAGAGAAGAGGCUUGACCUGGGGAGGAAUUACAUCACUAUUUGUCCUCCUAACUGGUGCUUUUUAUCAACUAUGCUAAUUUCCUAAAACCUAUAAAAUGUACU
Molecule: messenger RNA, 2090 nt
Organism: Poecile atricapillus (Black-capped chickadee)
Lineage: Eukaryota; Metazoa; Chordata; Aves; Passeriformes; Paridae
Gene: MSTO1
Product: misato mitochondrial distribution and morphology regulator 1
Exons: 14
Coding region: 78-1715 (545 amino acids)
Biological process (GO): mitochondrion distribution
Cellular component (GO): cytoplasm
Source: RefSeq, a predicted model, not a curated record